GACCCAUCUCGCGCUCUUCGAAGUGGUUCGAUUCCUCGCUCGAGUCCAUGCAAGUCCGAGAGAAGCCACAAUUUGCACUCCUGAGUUCGAGAUCUUCGCUGUAGGCGCACUGGCCGCCGUCGAAUCGUCGAUUACCUCCUAGAUUCUCAAUAUGAGGAUGGCUAAGGAAGAAACUUCAUGUAGUGCUGUCCAAGCAAUUGAUAUGAUUUCAGCUGUUAAGGAGCUGCAUGUGCUUAACUCUCAGGAGCUCAAUAAAUUAUUGAGAGACUCUGACAAUUUUGUAAUCGACUGUUUAACUGUUAAAGGAUCAUCAAUAAAGGUUGAUAUGGAAAAACUUGCAGGCUUUCUCCCCUUGCACCUUAUUGCUGUGCUCAUGUCAGCUGAAAGAGAUGAAGUUAUGUUCAGAUACCUAUUAUCUGGUGUACGACUCUUGCAUUCCUUGUGUGAAGUGGCACCCCGCCAUGCUAAACUGGAACAGAUUUUGCUGGACGAUGUUAAAGUAUCAGAGCAGAUGCUUGAUCUGGUCAUUUUUUUGCUUAUCGUCCUCGGUGGAUAUGAGCAGGGAAACAAUGAUCCAAGUCCUCUGCCCCUCCUGCAUUCAGCAUUAGUAGCUUGCAGUCUGCAUCUCCUAACAGGAUUUAUAUCUUCACAGUGGCAAGACCUUGCUCACGUAUUGCUUGCACAUCCUAAGAUUGAUGUAUUUAUGGAUGUUGCCUUUCGAGCAGUUUGUAUGGUGACUAGAUCGCUCAGGACCAAGCUGUCACCUCAUAGUAAUGAUUUUUGUGCAAAUGUGAAUCUGACAGCAGAGCAAAUGGUUACCUACCUUUGCCAGCAGUGUGAGGCAUCUCUGCAGUUUCUUCAUUCAUUAUGCCAACAGAAGACAUUUCGGGAGCGUGUGCUCAGGAAUAAGGAACUGUGUGGAAGAGGUGGCGUUCUUCUUCUGGCUCAAACUAUUUUCAAGCUAGAGAUUGCUCCAUCUUUGAAACAGUCCGCUGCUGUUGUAGCUGCAAUAUCCAGGCUUAAAGCUAAAAUGUUAUCAAUUCUGCUACAUCUUUGUGAAGCUGAAAGUAUUUCUUACCUGGACGAAGUUGCCAGCUGUCCACAGAGCUUGGAUCUUGCAAAAUUUGUUGUACUAGAGGUUCUCAACUUAUUGAAGACUGCACUUGGCAGAAAUUCUGAAUAUUCUGCUGCUCAUUCUGAGAGAAAAUAUCCAUCAGGCCUGUUGCAGCUCAAUGCAAUGCGCUUAGCUGAUAUCUUUUCCGAUGACUCGAACUUUCGAACUUAUAUCACAACAUACUUUACUGAAGUUCUCUCUGCAAUAUUUUCCCUCUCUCAUGGCGAUUUUUUAUCCUCUUGGUGUUGUUCUGAUCCCCAAGUGAGGGAAGAGGAUGCUUCCCUGGAAUAUGAUUUACAUGCAGCUACAGGAUGGGUUUUGGAUGCCUUUUCACCAUCAAACACUUUGAACAAGUUGAAUAUAGAAUAUGCAUUCAUCCCUAAUAAUAUUCCUCGAUCUUCGUAUGCCCACCAGAGGACAUCUCUUUUUGUCAAAAUAAUUGCGAACCUCCAUUGCUUUAUUCCCAACAUCUGUGAAGAGCAAGAGAGGAAUCUUUUCCUUCACAAGUUUCUAGAGUGCUUGAAGGUGGACAUGGACUCGGCUAAGCCAUCACCUGAAUUUUCUUAUACUUCUGAUGCUCAAAGAGCUGACACUGUCUUCAGAAAUCUGCGUUCAUUGUUAAGUCACGCAGAGUCCUUAAUUCCGACCUUCUUGAACGAGGACGAUGUCCAAUUAUUGAGAGUAUUCUUUAACCAGUUACAACCAUUGAUCACACCGAGCAUGGUUGAAGAGAACGGAGUUCAAGAAAGCAAACUGGAUGGGUCCAGAUCUUGGGACAAGUUUGCUCAAAUGAAUAUGAGUGACAAAUAUCAGGAAGCUCAGAGUUUGGGGAGACGCUUAUAUCCUAUACCCGGAAAAGAUCCUCCUAAUAAUAAUGGUAGAAGCAGUAACCUGAGAGAGGGCAUGUCUGAAAACUCCUCUUUCAACGACUUGGACCGGCUUCAUGUCAGACGCAAGCAUGAUGAGCGUAGCAACUUUUUGAGGCGAGGUCGGGGGGAACAUGGUAAAUUUGGUGGGACUGCCUCUAGAGUCUCAAGAGAAGGCGAUGGGGAUGUCCAGAUUGUGGAAACAAGUGGUUCGGAUACAAGCUCCAUGAAAGGAAGAAACUCCGCAGAUCCCACAGAGAAUGGCGAUCUUGUAAAGCUGGGCAAGCAGGUCACUGAAAGUGGGUCUGGAGCAGGUCAAGAGGAUGAGAAGGUUGAAAUUCAUCACAGUGAAGAAAAGCAGCGAAGAAAACGCAAACGCACUAUCAUGAAUGAGAAACAGAUGAAACUCAUGGAGAGAGCCCUCGUGGAUGAACCCGAAAUGCAGCGAAAUGCCGCUUCGAUUCAAUCAUGGGCUGAUAGAUUGAGUUAUUAUGGUUCUGAAGUUACAUCUUCACAGUUAAAGAAUUGGCUGAACAAUCGGAAAGCUAGACUAGCGCGCGCUGCUAAAGAUGUCCGACCCCAGCCAGAAGUUGACGAUGCUUUGCCCGAUAAGCAGGCUGAACAAGGCCAAGUGUUGCAGCCUGACUCACCAGAGAGCCCAGGUAACGAAGUUCCAUCAACUUCGAGAGGUACUUGGGGCACAUCAAGAAACAGUGCAGAAAAAUCUGGGGCUGCUCAAUCAGAAGCUGUCAAUCUUAGUCCAGCUGAAUUAGCUCUUGAGCCUGGCCAACACAUUGCCGUUGUAGAUGCGACAGGAGAGGAAAUCGGCGAAGGGACGGUGCAUCAGGUUUAUGGGAAGUGGAAUGGGAGCAUCUUGGAAGAAUCGAAAAUGUGUGUCGUGAACAUUACCGAGCUCAAGGUUCAGAAGUGCUCCCAACUUCCAUACCCAUCUGAAACCACGGGCAGCUCAUUCGAGGAAGCUGAAGCCAAGAUUGGCUCGAUGAGAGUUUUAUGGGAUUUGAAUAAAAUUUCCCCAGUUCGGCCUUAGCGAUUUUUGUGACAGUCGACGAGAAAUUUCUGUUGUGAAUUGUGUUAAAGAUAGUUUUGUUCCAGCUCAAGGGCACGCAUCACUGUCUUCGUGUAGAUUUCCUUUUCUAUUCUAACGAAUUGAAUUUCAGUUCAGUAAAAAGUGAGUUUCCUACAAA
Rhodamnia argentea is the source of this 3185-nucleotide messenger RNA. Its product is annotated as nodulin homeobox. NCBI's taxonomy places the organism in Eukaryota, Viridiplantae, Streptophyta, Magnoliopsida, Myrtales, Myrtaceae. Gene Ontology annotation, molecular function: single-stranded DNA binding. The transcript has 18 exons. Bases 152 to 3028 code for a protein of 958 amino acids. The record is from RefSeq and is a predicted model, not a curated record. Gene Ontology annotation, biological process: flower development.